Nothoprocta perdicaria is the source of this 3154-nucleotide messenger RNA. Its product is annotated as acyl-coenzyme A amino acid N-acyltransferase 2-like. The transcript has 3 exons. The record is from RefSeq and is a predicted model, not a curated record. Gene Ontology annotation, biological process: acyl-CoA metabolic process; fatty acid metabolic process. The annotation marks the transcript as partial. Lineage: Eukaryota; Metazoa; Chordata; Aves; Tinamiformes; Tinamidae. Gene Ontology annotation, molecular function: fatty acyl-CoA hydrolase activity.
CGGGCCGUGAGCGUGGCCGUGAGCCCGGCCGCCGGGCUGGCGGACGAGCGCGUGGAGACGCGGGUGGCCGGGCUGGGCCCGGGGCAGGCGGUGACGCUGCGGGCGGUGGCGGCGGACGAGCGCGGCUGCCUCUUCCAGUCGUGCGCGCACUACCAGGCCGACGGCCGCGGCGAGCUGCACUUGGGCACGGACGCCUCGCACGGCGGCGACUACACCGGCGUGGAGCCCAUGGGGCUCUUCUGGAGCCUCGCGCCCGCCGGCAUGGAGCGGCCCUACCAGCGUCUCCUGCCCCGCAGCACCGGCGCCCCCAUGAAGGUGGAGAUGCUGGUGCAUGAGGGCCACAGCCGGCGCGGCGCCAUGCCCGGGCCCGUCAUGGCCAAGGCGCAGGUGGAGCGCUGGUUCACGGCGCCCGGCGUGCGGCGGAUCCGCCUCAAGGAGGGAGGCGUGCGGGGUUCCCUCUUCCUGCCGCCCGGGGAUGGCCCCUUCCCGGGAGUGAUUGACAUGUACGGUGAUGAAGGAGGAUUAGUUGAAUUCAGAUCCAGCCUCCUGGCCACCCGAGGUUUUGCUGCUCUUUCUCUGCCUUACUUUGACUUUGAAGAUCUGCCAAAAGUCAUGAAAGAAUUCAAGCUUGAGUACUUUGAGGAGGCAGCGAGAUUUCUACAGCGUCACCCGAAGGUGAAGGGGCCAGGAGUUGGAGUGAUUGGGACUGGGAAAGGGGCAGAAUUAGCGCUCUCCAUGAUCACCUUCCUGCCAGAAGUGGUGGCUGCUGUCUGCAUCUCCGGCUGCAGCUCCAACACGGUUGCAGACCUUCAUUAUGGUGACAUGACUCUGCCUGGGCUGCGCUUUGAUAUGAAUAAGGUCAAUGUUUCUGACACUGGUGUAUUUGACACUUUUGAAGCUCUGGAUGACCCAAUGAAUCCUGCUAAUUCCCCCUGCACGAUUCCUGUAGAGAAAGCUGAAGGUCACUUCCUCUUAGUGGUAGGAGAAGACGAUCGUGUGUGGAAGAGCUCCUUAUACGCUGAGCUGGCAAUUGGGCGUCUGCGCCAGCACGGGAAAGAAAACUUUGAGCUCUUGAGUUACCCGGGAGCCGGCCACCGAAUCGAUCCUCCUUCCACUCCAUUUUGCCAGGUAGCUGUGGAUCGUGUUCUGGGCGUCCCUGUCAUGGGAGGUGGGGAGAGCAAAGCACAUGCCCGUGCACAGGAACACUCCUGGGGAAAGAUUCAGGAGUUUCUGCGCCUCCAUUUGAGGUGAACGCUUCGGUACCAGAAAGCUGCUGCUGAGUCACAGAGGACUGAGCUCAAGCCACCAAAAUGACUAGGAAAUUGGAGGGACUGACUGAGAAGAGGUCUGAAAUGUGAAAUUACCAAAUGACAACUCGGUUACAUGCAAAAUAACAAACAGAAUGGGAGGAGGAGAGUGGAAACGAUGAUGACAAGCUGCAUUUUAGUACAAAUUUGCAAGCCUGAAUUAGUGUUGGUAUCAAGAAACAGGUUUUGGAAGAGAGAGGUAGGUACUUUCUUGCCUGUAGCAUUUUUGCCUUAAAGAAUUUACCAACUCCAUCUGCACAGUCAGAAAUGGCAGACUGGUUCCCAAGAAGGUGGAAUGAUGGCAACCUAUGGAUGAUAAACUUAGACAUCAAAAUGAAAAAUGAUUCAGGCUUUGGGUGUGAAUUGAGCUACUUCAGCCCGCAAGUCUCCAAUUUACAGCCAAUUUAUGUUUUUGCAAUCUCUUCUAUCUUUAUGAAGCCAGGGAUAUUUAUUUCUAAUGAGUCUCUUUUACCUUCAUUGGUCUUCUGCCAAAUUAAUCAAUGCUUCUUUUCAAAAAAAAAAAAAAAAAAGUAAGAAAAUGAAGAGAACUUUUACUGUCCUCUAGGGAGAAUGGCAGUGCCAGCACUACCUUGAACUAGAUGAAAUGAGCAGGGACUCAUUCAUCAGAUAGAUGCUGCUAUCAUAUCUUGGACCAGCAACUGACACUCAGGGUUAUGAAAGUCCUGCUGGACUGCAUGGCUAAAUGUCACGUGAAACUCUUGCUCCUAUCUUCAUUACUUUUUUAAUAGUAACACCAGACACUAAAUUUUGGAUUAGUUAAUCCAAAUUCAUCAUUUCUUUUCAGACCAUUUAUAGUUUUGGGUUGCUCUUCUCUCCAGUUAACUGUCAUCAUGCUCAGGUCUGUUAGCUUUGUUCUGCAGCUCAGUACUACUCCUUAUUAUCUGAGUGCAAGUCACGUGCUCAUCACACACCAUCAUUUCCAACUGAAGAGUUCAGCUAUUCACUCCUUACAAAAUAAACCCAACUGUGCUCACUCCACCCCAAACUUCAUCACAACCUGCCUCUCUACACGUUUUGGCUGAGGAGGCCUUGCCAGGGUCAUUUCUGGCACUUGAACCCGCACUAAAACUGGCUGCCACCAAGUGCAGGAUGGCAGCCCGCCGUGCUGUGCAGAUUGGUGUUGCCCGGGCUUCGUGCCCUGCCUUUUUGCCAAAGCCACUCCAGGUCCCAGCCUCAAAGGAAGGUGUGUCUGGAGGUUUUCCUUUGCACUGCCCGCCCUCAUCCUGUGUGUCCAGAGGUUUCCCUUUUUCUCUUUGCACUGCCCGACUUCAGCGUGUGGGUGUCAAGCAAGCGGAGCUCUAGCUGAGCGGCGCCUCCGCUUUGUUGCCGCCCGGUGCUGAUGCCCACAGGAUAUCCAAGUAAUACAUGAGCAGAAGCUCCAGAGGCAGGAAGCAAGUGUUACCUUGUAUUCGCAACAAAACCCAGGUAGCCUGAGAAUCCCGAGACUAAUCCCUAAACACAAACCUCUAACACAAGCUGUAGUAGCUACCAACAGGUCUAUGCGAUUUAAAAGAACUAACACCUCCUUUAUUAAAAUGCAAGGCUAUGUAAGAAUUCAAAAUGUUUUGUUUAUGAAUGAUUAUGUUUGGAAAGGAGAGCAAUAUAUUUUUUAAACAAGGAAGAAAAAUUCAAGGAAUGUAACUUCACUGUGGAAAUACCAUUAGGAGCAGGGCAGGACGCUCGUGGCCGAGAUUAUUUGCAGGAAGGCCCAGCGAAACGUGCCCUGCUUUGGCACUGGUGUUCUGUAUGUUUACACUGCCACUUGGAGACCAAAGAUGCAUCGUGGACGCUCUGCGGAUGAUCUGUUUCCUGAAUGGAGAGCACCA